Messenger RNA from Tigriopus californicus, 1132 nucleotides. RefSeq lists its product as uncharacterized. The record is from RefSeq and is a predicted model, not a curated record. Gene Ontology annotation, molecular function: sequence-specific DNA binding. The transcript is spliced from 2 exons. NCBI's taxonomy places the organism in Eukaryota, Metazoa, Arthropoda, Copepoda, Harpacticoida, Harpacticidae. The coding region runs from base 136 to 981 and encodes 281 amino acids.
AAAAGGUAUCGCCAUAACUGGCAAACGUAAAUUUGGCAUCCCUGAAUCCACUUCUUUAUUGUUGUUCUGUUUGGGUAACCAAUAAUCCUUGGACGGAUGGUAAACCAAUAUUAAAGGACAAAAUAGUCGAAAGAGAUGCGGAUUUCCAAGGGUUCUCGGAAAUUUGGCAGGUAUUGCUCGGCCCUCAAUUGCAGACACUUCAGAGGAGAUGGAUUCCAACUCAAGUUCUACAAAUUUCCCCUGAAAAAAGAGCGGUGCGCCGUGUGGGUUCAAAACAGUGGACGGUCGGAUUUAAAAGACAAAUCUAGUGACUAUUGUCACAACAAUCUGCAAAUAUGUCAACUCCAUUUCGAAGACAAGAUGUUCAAUGGUCCUAUCAGACUCCACACUGAUGCCAUUCCCACACUCUUUGAUGUGCCAAAGAUUCCGCCCAAGUUCUCUCCUUCUCUAAACCUGCACCUAAACCACUACAAUCCCAUUAAAACCGAGCCCGAGCAGUAUCAUGAUGGCUUGUCAGGGGAUCCAAUGGACCAUGUGCCGGAUUUUAUAGUGUCUGAAGAGCCGAGUGCGUCCCAAAGUACCUUUGAAGAACCUGACCCGUUGAACAAUGUGCCGGAUUUUGUAGUUUCUGCAGAUCUAAGCACAGCGUCCCAAAACAUCUUGGAGGAACCAGAUCCAUUGGCUGAUGAUCAUGAUGAACCCAUGUUACAUGAAAAUGACUUUGACCAUACUUACGCUGUUUGUCCCACAUGUCAAAGACCCAGUGAAGAUGUAGAAAAGAUCAUGGCCAACCUUAGACGAUCGCUCAAGGCCAAAGAUCUAGUUAUUCGAAAGUUAAAAAAGAAGGAACAGAGACUUCAGGAGAGCCUGACCGACCCAGCAUUCAUUAUCGAGUCACUCCAAGACUACUUUGAGCCCGAUGUGAUGGAGGAGUUCAAACGUCAUGUUAAAGCUAAACUUGAUAGUAAUACGACAUAUUAGUCCCUGAUUGAAUGAUCGAAGAUUAUAAGCCAAUAUAUUGAAGACUUUGUUAGCAAAAAAUUAAAGCAGAAUUAUCUUCACAGGGAGAGCCCUUGCAAACAAAAAAUGAAGUGCGGAAAUUCUGAAAUACAUUCUUGCGUAGUGACUUGCA